Phymastichus coffea is the source of this 5570-nucleotide messenger RNA. RefSeq names its product metabotropic glutamate receptor 2 (gene Glurb). The transcript is spliced from 16 exons. The record is from RefSeq and is a predicted model, not a curated record. Lineage: Eukaryota; Metazoa; Arthropoda; Insecta; Hymenoptera; Eulophidae. Gene Ontology annotation, biological process: G protein-coupled receptor signaling pathway. Gene Ontology annotation, molecular function: adenylate cyclase inhibiting G protein-coupled glutamate receptor activity. The coding region runs from base 107 to 3883 and encodes 1258 amino acids. Gene Ontology annotation, cellular component: membrane.
GGCCAAGCGAUGAAUAUGUGCAAAAUGUAAAUUGCGAGAUUGAAAAACUCGAAGCUCGCACGCGGGAGGAUUUUAGUGAAACCAUGAUGAUCUACGCGAUGAGCUGAUGGUACGUGCAAACUGGAAAGCGGCCUUGAUGGCCUUAUGGUGCGUCUUAACGGCCGGUCUCGCCACGGAACUGUCCACCUUUGUUAAGAUCGAGCAGCCAGAAGCAACACUUUCGAGUGGCCUACGCUCCGCACACAGUGCAUUUUCAAAGCUGGAGGUAGCCAAUACUUUGUCCACGACUAGUACCGAAACCUUAUCACGUCAGCGAAAAAUAGAAUCUGACAUUUCCUCGAAUGCUAGAAGCCGUUUCAUAACAUUGAAUCCUUCUGUUACGAGUGAGGAGCCAUACGUUAUGAGAGUCACGAAAUACAAUCCCACUGACGUUUCGCUGCAACCGAAGCAACGCGUGCAUUACAAUUAUGUUCCGUUGGAGUUUCACGAAAAAUCAUCGACGCUCGGUCAUCGCAAGACGUCCACGAAAAGAGCCUCGAUCAUGAAAAGCAGAGCAGCAUCCACUUACGUAGGUUUGGCAGCAACAGCCGUUAGUUACCAAGUGGCAAUGACUGCCGAGCGAGCCAUUGAGGAAUGGGCCAAUUCCGUCUCGAGUGCCACCACUAACAGCGCCUUGUUGGUCAUUAAUGAAUUCAUUGGGAGCCCGACUAUCAGAAGCGCCACUCCAAGCGAAAACACGAAAAAGACGCUGCAGUUGGAGCAGCAGCAUCAGCAGCACCAGCAGCAGCCGAGAAACUACUUGUCCACGGAGCAUUCGCUACUAAAAUCAAGUAUCCUCGAUUGUCUCUCAAAUUGCGAGCAAGACAAAGUGUCUACAACGGAAAGUUUGUCGACAAAAGACCAACCCCCGUGGAGGCGUGAACGUCGACUGUCUUUCAAUACCAGCAGCAGUAGCAGUACUACAAGCAACGAAUAUGCGAUCUCCGAGAUUACGACAAUAUCGACCAGCAGCCGUGACAGUGGCAGCACCGGUGGUGAGCAGAAACAGCAAGAGGCGAUCAUUAAAGCGGGAGAUCAGUGGCCGGUUAAACAUAGCGCUGUGGUCGAAGGUGACCUAGUCCUUGGUGGACUUAUGAUGGUACACGAGCGCGAAGACUCGGUGGUCUGUGGACCGGUGAUGCCGCAAGGUGGUAUACAAGCCCUCGAGGCAAUGCUCUACACUCUUGACUGGCUUAACGAGCGCGACAUCGUGCCGGGCGUCAAAGUUGGUGCUCACAUUCUUGACGAUUGCGACAAGGACACUUACGGCCUCGAAAUGGCUGUGGACUUUAUCAAAGGUUCGAUCAGCAACAUCGACGGCGCCGAGUAUCACUGCAAUAAAACAGCUAUUAGGAAAGUGAUUAGUGGCGUGGUUGGAGCGGCGAGCUCCGUCACCUCCAUACAAGUAGCGAAUCUCCUGCGGCUAUUUCGUAUCCCUCAGGUUUCUUUCUUUUCGACCAGCCCGGAGUUAUCUAACAAGCAACGAUUUGAAUACUUUACUCGGACUAUUCCUAGUGACUUGUACCAGGUCAAAGCGAUGGUUGAAAUUAUAAAGCAGAUGAAUUGGACUUAUGUAUCAGUUGUUUAUGAAGAGAGUAAUUAUGGUGUUAAGGCGUUCGAGGAACUAGAAAGUUUGCUUGCGAAGAAUGAAAUAUGCAUUGCUGUAAAGGAAAAGCUAGUGAAAGAUUCAGGUGUCGCAGAGGAGAGCGGUUAUGAUGCCAUUGUGCAAAGGCUGUUAACGAAACGACGCGCUAGAGGUUGCAUAAUCUACGGUUCGGACCAAGAAGUGGCAGGUUUGAUGAGAGCGGUACGUCGUAACAACGCCACAGGCGCAUUCUCAUGGAUUGGCAGCGAUGGCUGGAGCGCUCGUGGUUUGGUCAGUGACGGUAACGAGGCUGAAGUUGAGGGUACUUUGUCUGUUCAACCGCAGGCGAAUCCUGUAGAGGGCUUCGAAGACUACUUCUUGAAUCUCACCGUGGAGAACAAUAAGAGGAAUCCUUGGUUUGUCGAGUUUUGGGAGGAUCACUUCAAAUGCCGCUAUCCUAACUCAUCGUUAACUCCGUACAAUAGUAAAUACGAUAAUUUUUGCACGACCAAAGAGCGCUUGAACAAAGGUGAAAUGGCGUUUGAAAAUCAACUGCAGUUCGUAUCGGACGCUGUUAUGGCGUUCGCCUAUGCGUUUCGUGAUAUGCAUCGAGAUCUGUGCCACGGUAAGCCGGGAUUAUGCGACGAAAUGAAGCCAACGAAGGGCGAGGAGCUCCUGAAAUACCUGCGUAAAGUAGAAUUUGUAGGUCUCAGCGGUGAUAAAUUCAAGUUCGAUAGUAAUGGCGAUGGACCAGCUAGAUACAAUAUCAUUCAUUUCAAACAAACCUCGGCUGGACAAUAUCGCUGGAUUAGAGUGGGCAUGUAUUUGGAAGGAACUCUUCAUCUCAAUAUGACAGAAGUGCAAUUCCGUUUGGAGCACGCGGCGCCACCAGAGAGCGUUUGCUCGUUGCCCUGCGAGCUUGGCCAAGCGAAGAAAUACGUCGAGGGUGAGAGUUGCUGUUGGCACUGCUUCAAUUGUACCCACUAUCAGAUUCGAAAUCCGGACGACGAGACGCAGUGCAUCGACUGUCCCGAAGGAGCGACCCCCGACGAGACGCAUUCAUUCUGCCGUGACAUACCGGAAGAGUUCCUCAAAUUGGAGAGUGGCUGGGCGAUCGGCGCGAUGUCGUUCUCGUCCAUCGGCAUACUGGUGACGCUGUUCGUGGGUGGAGUCUUUCUCAAGCACAACGACACGCCGGUCGUUCGAGCCUCCGGACGAGAAUUAUCCUACGUUUUACUGACGGGCAUACUCCUUUGUUACUUAGUCACGUUCGCGCUUGUUCUGCGCCCGUCUGAUAUUGUCUGCGGCAUACAGCGCUUCACGGCGGGAUUCUGCUUCACGGUGGUGUACGCCGCGCUGCUGACAAAGACCAACCGGAUAGCAAGGAUUUUCCGGGCGGGCAAGCACAGCGCCAAGCGCCCUUCCUUCAUAUCGCCGCGCUCGCAGCUCAUCAUCUGCUCGAUGCUGAUGUUCGUGCAGGUUCUUAUCAACGGCGUCUGGAUGAUCAUCGACCCCGCCAAAGCGAUGCACCACUAUCCGACGCGCGACGACAACCUGCUCGUCUGCAACAGCUACAUCGACGCCAGCUACAUGAUAGCUUUCUCUUAUCCUAUCAUACUGAUCAUCGUCUGUACCGUUUACGCGGUGCUCACCAGGAAGAUCCCCGAGGCUUUCAACGAAAGUAAGCACAUCGGUUUUACGAUGUACACUACCUGCGUCAUAUGGCUGGCGUUUGUCCCGCUCUAUUUUGGUACGGGCAAUCACGUCGCCUUGAGGAUUACCUCCAUGUCCGUGACUAUCAGCCUUUCAGCCUCUGUGACCAUCGCCUGCCUCUUCAGUCCGAAGCUGUACAUCAUCUUGAUACGACCGGAGAGGAAUGUGCGGCAGAGUAUGAUGCCCAAUAGGCAUAGCACGACAAAGAGUUCGGCAGUGACGGGCACGAAUGCGUCGAGCAUGAUGGCGCCAAUCACUCUGACAGCAGUAACAUGCGAUCAAAACAAAACCGUGCAGAGGCAUGUCACCAUUACGAUGGAUUGCUCUACACAAAGCGAAUAUUAUGAAUUGGCCGUGAGGGAGUCGCAAAAUGGCAAGCGAAAGGUUUCGCUGGUGACAGCGUCAACGCAGACGCAAAAUAAUAAUAAUAAAACGGAGGCGACGUCGCCGAAAGACAGUAACGAGACCUCCGACGGCACAAUAAAACUAGCGAAUAGCUCAAAAAUUGGCAACGGACCUAUAAGCCAAGCUGACGUGACUUUGUAGCAGGAAGAUGCAUCCGUUCGCGAGGCUAUUGAAUAAUAAUGCGGAAAUUAUCAAUAAAGUAACAAAAGAAUACCGACAUCAAAUUAUAUGCUUCGAUGUAAAACGUAUACGUACAUUUUUUUAUAAAUGUUAUAGAUAGAAAUCACGUUCGUUCAAAUAACAAGUUCGCUGUAAAUACGUCAUUUUUCUUGAAGAUGUACGUAUAGCCUUGAUAUACGAAGCAAGUUGAAUGUAACGCGACAUUUUUUUUAAUAAAUAUAAUAAGUUAGUCGUCAAAAGCCAAUAUGUCGUUCUAGUCAUACAUACGUAAAGAGAAACAAUACAGCAUUUAAAUAAUAUAAAACUGCAUAAAGACUAUUUCAUAAAUAUCAAAAAAUAUUCGCACAAACAUCUCUAUGUAAAUAAAUUCUUAAAAUAACUUAAAUCUUAAAAAAACAACUUUUUUCACAUUUCACAACUAAAACUAUUAUAGUAUUAGUUUCGAUAAUGGCGAGAAGCAAUAUUUAUAAUUUUUUAUCUAUAUUAGAAUUUUUAAUUUGCUGAUAUAAAUCAACUAAAAUGUGAUCGAUUUUGCGGAAGAUUUCAUAAUAUUUUUUGAGAUCAUUUAAAAAAUUUAAGUUGAAAUUAUUAUCAUAAUGUUCAACUAUAAGAACAUAGUGGCUAGUAAUAUCAAUGUCACUUCAUUAAAAAUAUUUCUUAACAUAAAUGAGAGAAAGCAGUAUGCAACGUAAAAGUAAACAUCGAUUAAGACGAUUGUUUUAUCUUAACUUAUUUUGUUGAGGAUCAAAACAUCAGUUGGAAAAAUUUUUUAAUAAAGUGUCUAAUUAGUGGCUUUACUGAGAUGCAAAUAUAUUGCAAUAAAUUGUUGAACUAUUCUAAAUCAUUGUAAUUUAAAGUAUCGCUCAAAUUCAUAUUCUAUCACAAAUUAGCAAUUGUGACUAAUAAACAGUAAUAAAUGAAAGGACGUCAGUUAGCAUCUAAGUGUAAAUAAAUUUUAAGUCAAAAGAAAAAAUGACAGAUAAAUACACUAUAUUGAAAAUCUAAGACUUGAAUAGUUAACAUGUAUAUAAAAAUGUUUGUAUAUUACAUCUACUAUACAGCUUCGAUGAGAUAAAAUACACCAGAUUAAAAAUUACGAUUUCCUCUAUGAAAGAUAGUAGUUUUAUAAUUAAAUGAUUGAAAUUUCUAUUUACUUUGUUUAAAUUUUUUACAAGUUUGAACGUCUGGACGUUUGACUCAGAGGAUUAUACGUGUUACAUUUUAUCUGCUAAUCAAAUCAAAGGGCGUAAAAAAUUUCUAUAAAUAUUUACCAUUUCUCGUAUUGUAAAUAAUUGGUUCAGCAUCAAAGACACGAUUAAUUAGAAAGUAUUUGUAAAUACGAUUUGGAGGUCAACAAUGUAUUUCUAAAUUGAUAACUUCAAUGGCAAUGUUUCAAUACAGGCCUAAAACGAUCUAAUUUUGAAUAAUGGGUAUCGGAAAAAUAUGCAAUUUAACAUAGUUAAAUUUUAUUACUUUUGUAGUAUACUUAUGAUUUUAGAUCCAUUAAUUCAAUAAAAAAAUGAAAAAUAAAUUUUCUUUCUCAGAUUUUAAAACAAUUUAUGAAAUCUUAAUUUGUAAAUAUCUCGAAAAUAUGUGAAUGCAUAUAAAAUAUAUUUUCCAUUAGAACUUCUCGCAUUGUUUAUUAAAU